AUGUCUUCCCUUCUUUUCGCUAUCGGCCUCAUCGCCGGCUUCGCCCAGGCCUACACCCAGGUCAACGUCGCCAACCCCUUCAUGACCAAGAACAUUGAUCCCAUCGUCUUCCCCGGCCAGUACGAUAAGUCUCACUUGCACUCCUUCUUCGGCUCCGACGCCGUCACCGCCAACACGAAGACCAGCGCCGAGCUCCAGAAGGGCUGCACCAAUGCCGAGAACCCCAACGACUUGUCUGUCUACUGGAUCCCCACGCCACUGUACACCACCGACGGAGGCAAGACCUACAAGCCCAUGCCUCUCUUCCGCUUCAGCGCCUACUACAACCUCGGCGAGACCGAGGCCGAGGUCGCCAUCCCCCAGAACCUCCAGAUGGUCGCCGGCAAGGCCACCGCCACCACCGAGGCCGAAAUGCCCGCCGACGCCCAGUCCUCCUGGGCCUGCGAGAACGACGGCGGCAGCACCGACGCAAACGGCUUCCCUGCUUCCACCUGCGGCACCCACCUCCAGCAGCUCCUCUACUUCCCCCAGUGCGUCAACACCGAGACCCUCGAGACCGCCUACAAGAACAAGCGCGGAGGCAGCUGCCCCUCCGGCAUGAAGUCCAUGCCCCAGCUCCGCUUCUCCAUCCGCUACGACCUCCGCAAGGUCCUCCCGAAUGGCUGGAGCGGCACCGCGCCCUUCAAGCUCGCCUGCGGUUCCGCCUGGUGCUCUCACGGCGACUUCAUCAAUGGAUGGACCCCGGAGGCCGCCACCAAUAUGCUCGCCACCACCAAAGAGAAGAUGAAGUUUUCCGCUGUGAACGGUAAACUCGGCGACUACAAAGCUGGCACUACCUGCAAGGCCACCGACGCCGACCCUUCCCACGGCACCAGUGACUACGCCAAGAGCGUUGCCGCCAUGGGCAAGCGCGACGUUGAGUCCUGGGGUUGGUCCACCAAGUCGCGUUUCGUUCGCGUAUAA
Messenger RNA from Colletotrichum orchidophilum, 963 nucleotides. RefSeq lists its product as uncharacterized. NCBI's taxonomy places the organism in Eukaryota, Fungi, Ascomycota, Sordariomycetes, Glomerellales, Glomerellaceae. The coding region runs from base 1 to 963 and encodes 320 amino acids. The record is from RefSeq and is a predicted model, not a curated record. The transcript has a single exon.